Aedes aegypti (yellow fever mosquito) is the source of this 1382-nucleotide messenger RNA. Its product is annotated as helix-loop-helix protein 13-like. Gene Ontology annotation, biological process: regulation of transcription by RNA polymerase II; developmental process. Gene Ontology annotation, molecular function: RNA polymerase II transcription regulatory region sequence-specific DNA binding; protein dimerization activity; DNA-binding transcription factor activity, RNA polymerase II-specific. The coding region runs from base 366 to 1058 and encodes 230 amino acids. Lineage: Eukaryota; Metazoa; Arthropoda; Insecta; Diptera; Culicidae. The transcript has 4 exons. The record is from RefSeq and is a predicted model, not a curated record.
CAAUUCGCACAUUUCCGGUUGGUAGCAUUCAUCCGAGUAUUCGAACUUAGUUGAAAAAAAGUGAAGGAUUUGUGAACUUUUCUAUUAGAGUGCAUCGUUCAAAAUCAAUAAUCAUGGAUAAAAUCUGUCGCAGUCAAUUGCCGGAUUCAUCAUCAUCUCCUCCGCUAAGGUGCCCUUAGAUGUCCACUACUGUGUUACUUGAUGUGCUUCUAUGUGAACUACCCUAGUGCAUGCUCGCGGAACGGCAGCGAAACGUGAAUGAAAAGCAAUUUAAAUACUUGUAGAGUGCUUAAAGUAGCGUGAUUUGCAAUUAAUUAUUCAAUCUAUUUCUCAUUGUUCCGCUGAAUUUCGAAUCACUAUUUGCGAUGAUGGAUACCGUCGAUAUGGCUUACAGUGGGCUAAAUUUCCACAGCUUCGAUGAGGAUCUAAUCUCGGAUUUACCGUCGUGUGUUUAUGCUAAUCAUCAACUUGGAGCAGCCACGGCGACAAAUCCCAACUCGGGGAAUCUUAGACUGAAUACCAACAGUCUCCGACAGAUCCAGCAUCAAUAUUUGCAUCACUCGGAUUGCUUAGAGUCACCAAGCUCAGCAAGUCCAUCAUUGUCCAAUGCCAUGAACCAUCCUUAUAGUGCGGCGCCAUAUAAAAUCCAACGGCAGCAAACUAACGUAAGAGAGCGUAAACGGGUUAUGAGAUCUGCCCCAAACGGCAGCAUUAACUCAGCAUUUGACGAACUUCGCGUACACGUGCCCACAUUCCCAUACGAGAAACGAUUAAGUAAAAUCGAUACACUACGGUUGGCCAUCGCAUACAUUGCAUUACUAAGGGAAGUCCUGGAGGCAGACUAUGAUCCACUAACCUACGUCGAAAAGUGUCUCCGUGGUGAGAUCAAAGCCGACAGAGCGAGCUGGAAUACUAGUGGUAAUGAUCUGACAGCUCGGCUAUCGUGGAUCAAUUGGGAAAAUCUCGGAGUUCAUCCAGGGCGGCGCACCAUAUUGACGUCCCUUGCGCUUGGAUCAUCCGAGAGUCUGGGAUGUGGACCUCCACCACAUCUCAUCUAAACUGUGUGCAAUCGCUUAACCUAUGAAACCAUCAAACUAGUCCGACUGUAACACUCGAAUCGAUAGUUAUACGUCUUCCUGAAUAAUCCUAGUUAUUGUGGUAGUCUAGUUAUUUAUAUGAUUCAUUUGUGAUAUUAGGUUGGUAUCAGUUGUAUAAGAACUUUCUGUAAUGCUAUACAAUAGUUUAAGUAACUUGAUCUCGAUUAGAAGACUAGGAAACCCUUCUAAAAGUCUGUUCUAUUGAAUAUAUGAUUUGUAUGGUACGUUCCGUGACUAUACUGAAUAAUGAUACGAAUAUUGAAAUAAAGACAUCAGAGGAAUAAA